This is a messenger RNA of Rhea pennata, 7001 nucleotides long. It is a transcript of the gene SLC43A2, whose product is annotated as solute carrier family 43 member 2. The transcript has 14 exons. Gene Ontology annotation, molecular function: neutral L-amino acid transmembrane transporter activity; L-amino acid transmembrane transporter activity. Bases 65 to 1786 code for a protein of 573 amino acids. NCBI's taxonomy places the organism in Eukaryota, Metazoa, Chordata, Aves, Rheiformes, Rheidae. The record is from RefSeq and is a predicted model, not a curated record. Gene Ontology annotation, biological process: neutral amino acid transport; transmembrane transport.
AGGCGAGCGCGGGCCGGGCGGGCGGGGGUUGAGGCUCUCGACGAGGCAGUCUUCCCCUGCAGCCAUGGCGCCCACGCUUGCCACCGCUCAUCGCCGGCGCUGGUGGAUGGCGUUCACAGCCAUCAUCGAGAACCUGCUCUUCUCUGCCGUCCUGCUGGGCUGGGGGUCGCUGCUCAUCAUGCUGAAAGCAGAAGGGUUUUACUCCUACCUGUGCUACGGGUCGGGUGAGGAUGCUCGGAGGGACUGGCUGAAUGGAGGAAACUCCACCAGCCACAAUGAACAAGAAAACAGCACAGCUUCAGAGAGCAAAUGGCCUUCCUGCAAUGCACAAGAUGAAAUGCUAAACUUGGCCUUCACCAUUGGGUCCUUCCUGCUCAGUGCCAUCACCCUUCCCCUGGGGAUUGUCAUGGACAAAUAUGGCCCUCGCAAGCUGCGGCUGCUUGGCAGUGCCUGCUUUGCUGUGUCCUGUGUGCUGAUUGCAUAUGGUGCCAGUAACCCAGACUCUCUGUCUGUGCUGAUAUUCAUUGCACUGGCUCUGAAUGGCUUUGGUGGGAUGUGCAUGACCUUCACAUCGCUUACGUUGCCCAACAUGUUUGGUGACCUUCGUUCCACGUUCAUUGCUCUGAUGAUUGGCUCCUAUGCUUCCUCUGCUGUUACUUUUCCAGGAAUCAAGGUUAUAUAUGACUUUGGGGUCUCCUUCAUCCUUAUUCUGCUUGUCUGGGCAAGCUGUGCAGGAUUAGUUUUCCUCAACUGUUUCUUCAACUGGCCGCUGGAGCCUUUCCCAGGUCCAGAGGACAUGGACUAUACGGUGAAAAUAAAGUUCAGCUGGCUGGGAUUUGACCACAAAAUCACUGGGAAGCAGUUUUACAAGCAAGUGACAACUGUGGGGCGCCGUCUCAGUGUCGGAAGCUCCAUGAAGGGCCCCAAAGAGCUGACAGCCUUGCAAGAGAAUAACAAGCUCUGUCUGUCCACAGUGGACCUGGAAGUGAAGUGCCAGCCUGACAACACAGCUUCUCCCUCCUUCAUGAAGAGUGUUUUCAGCCCCAUCUUGUUGCUCAGCCUUAUCACCAUGUGUGUCACCCAACUGAGGCUCAUCUUCUACAUGGGGGCCAUGAAUAGCAUUCUUGGGUUUCUGUCUGGAGAUGAAGAUAAAGUGAGUCUUUACACUUCCAUUUUUGGAGUGUUGCAACUGCUGUGCUUGUUGACAGCACCUGUGAUCGGGUACAUCAUGGACUGGCGACUGAAAGAGUGUGAUGAUGCCUCAGAAGACAAUGAGGAGAGCAACACUGAGCAAAGUGAUAAGAAAAAGAAAAAACGUGAUCGUCAGAUCCAGAAAAUCACCAAUGCCAUCAAUGCCUUUGCGUUUACGAACCUCCUGCUGGUUGGAUUUGGAGUCACCUGUCUUAUUCCUAACCUACCAUUACAGAUUCUUUCCUUCAUUUUGCACACAAUUGUGAGAGGAUUCAUCCACUCAGCUGUGGGAGGCCUCUACGCAGCUGUAUACCCCUCUACUCAGUUUGGCAGCUUGACAGGGUUGCAGUCUUUGGUCAGUGCCCUUUUUGCCCUUCUGCAGCAGCCUCUGUUUAUGGCAUUGACGGGACCUUUGGAAGGAGACCCUCUCUGGGUGAAUGUUGGCUUGCUUGGUCUGAGUUUGCUGGGCUUCUGCCUUCCCAUCUACCUGGUCUGCUACAGACGCAGGCUAGAGAGAGAAAAAAAGCAGAAGAAUGAUGAUGCCAAACUCUUCCUCAAAAUUAAUGGCACUCCUAAUGAGGAAGCUUUUGUGUAAACUGGUGCUUCGAAUGCAACUUCCCCUGUACAGGUUCCUGCCACAUCCGUGGGCUCUACCUGUGGUGUAAGCCAGGAUUUUUCUUUCCUGGCUCUGCCAGUCUUUGCUCAUCACUGGAGUGAGGGCCAUACAGCAUGGCUGAGCUUUCCUCAGAUAUACAGCAGGAAGAGACCUCCCACUCCUUACUCCGGAACAUGGGACACUUUUCCGUUUUAUAAAGGCUACACAGUUAUUGUGUCUUAAAUUAUUCCCUGAUCACACUCUCCAGCAGCAGAGUCAUUGCCUUAGGGAGACUGGGGGAGAGAAGGAAUUGGAGGGAUGGGGGAAGAGGGAAGAGACCGUAAUUUGAGUUUGCAAAUGUAACACACUGAAGUGGCUUUUCUUGUUUUUGUUUUUCCCCUCCGUCCUCCUUCCCUCAACCUUGGCUGACAUUGUCUCAGAUGCAAGCUGCACUCUCCUCCCUUCCCUUAGGUUUGUCAGUGGCCUUUCUUCUUGAUGGGUAGCUGGACCCAGUGGUUUUACUGUCUAUCCAGACGUAUCCCAGGCUGUUCCUGAGGCAGGGAAGGGAAUUUCUUCCUGUGUGUAUGAGCAGAACUUCAGUAUAUUGCUAAAUGCUGGCUGCUGGUGUUGACAACUCCCAAAUCCUUUAUUACUACAUAUGGCACAGACUGUGAGCAAUGGAUCUGCCUUCCACACUGAAAUGAAGAACCUAGUGGACUGCUUGGUCCUAUCCCAAGCCUUCAAAGGCCUGGAUUCCUCUUCCAGCCUGUAAACCAUCUGUACAUGUUAUAAACUGUCUUCAGUCCUGAACCUUUCAGAUAGGAAUUGGAUCUUGUUUACCGAUGAAGUGCUUUGAGACUUGUUGCCUUUUGCCACCUCCUCCCUCUGAAAUGACCCUGGGAGAGGAGCAGCAGCUUGUACUUAGUAAAGUGGAGGAGCUUCUUGAAGGUGGGUUCUGGGGCUCCACACAACCUUGGUAUUAAUGUGUCAUGAACUGACUUGCUGUUAUAUCAAGAGUGCAGAACACUCCUUGCAUCUGAUAACUGGAUCCUGUGAACACAUGUCAGGGCGAUGUGGCAACAUAAUUCUUCCUUUAGCCUUUACAUUGUUCAUUGUUCUGAUAGUAGCCCCCAAGCUGCUGAACACCAGGUUACUGUGACUGACCAAAAAGCUGCUGGUUUGGCUGUAUUACAAGCCUUCUACAAUGUCUAUGCUCUGUCUGGACAGAGUACAUGGUGACUGAUUGUAUGGUGAAUCUGACUUAUGGAGCAAUAUGUGUGGGUAAAGGUACCCCAGGGUCUGUUUGUCAUGGAGGAAAUACAAAGGGAAUUCUUGACCUGCUUAUUUUUAUGUUGGGUUUCCUAAGUCUUGUCUGAGUAGACAUUUCUCCCCUUAACCUUCUCAGUGAGGUCAGUAGCUCAGCCGCUGUACCCUUGUGAUGAGCAUUAAACACUGCACUAUUUGGACCUGCUCUGGGCAGGACUGUGCUGCGUUGAGGAUGAACAUCACCAGCAGGUGUGCAGCAGCAUGCAUGCUGGGCUGAGCUAGUGGCUGCAGGAAGGUUGGAGGAGAGGAAAAGAAAAAAUAGAGAAAGCAAUUAGGAAGAUGUAGUGGUGGUGCUUUCUGAACUGCCAAGUCCUGCAUUUACUGCUAAGCCUGGCAGCAGGUAAGUCAUUAAACUUCACAUCUGUUUAGAAAAGUGAGGCUCUUUAUCACUGUCCUAUGAACUCCAAGUUGGACAUUGGAAACAUCAGUGUGCCUGGACCUGCUGGUGAGAAGUUACCUGAAAACUAGGUGUUAACUCCUAUACCGAUGACUUGAAACAUGCAGAUGCUCCACCCAGCCAGGUUUUCACCAUCCUAAAUUGCAAGCUUGGCAACCUCUUGCGCAGAGCCUCGAGAGGAAUCGCUGGGUGUCGGAAAUCCUGAGGAGCUGCUUGCUGGUGCCCUUGCCAGGACGCAGUGACUAGGCAGCUUUGUGGGACAGCAGCGCCAUCUCGAGUCGCUGCCUUCAGAUAGCUCCUGCGAGCAGUUCAGAUGCUACUACACUCCAUGGUACCUUUUAGUCAUUGGUCACUUGUUUUUAAAAUGACUUGCCACUGAAUAUUUUACACACUUGUGAAAUUUUUGUGUGUUGCCUUUAUUAAAUGUGUUUGUUCCAAGACAGCAUUAUUGCCUGCUGUCAACAUGAUGAUGUUCUAAAACUUUCUCUUCGCCUUUAUAGCUUUGGUGAUGACUUACCAACCUUCCCAGCUUUUUCUUUGUGUCAAGCAAUAAUUAGGGAGGCACAGCUCUGAUUUGGUUUCCUGCUCACUUGCGAUUGUCUGAAGUAUGUGUCUAGAAAUCCGUCUGCAGUAGUUCAGCUUUUUUGUAUUUCCAGAGAGCUUUUUUGCAGAUUUGUGUUCUGUAUUGCUAUACUUACCACUUCUGAAUGUUUCUAAAAGAAGGUUCCUACUCUUGCUGCAAGGUAUUUGUGAUGUGAGAAUGACCUUUUUAAGAUUUCAAACAAAUGAGUGUCUAAGCCACAGUCCUCAGGUUCACAGCAUCUGAAAACAGACAGCUGUUUGAGGACUUCGGUGUGCUAACUUCACCUUAAUUUCAAAAUAUUUAGCAUGCUGUCUUCCACUCUGCCACUUGAAUCCCUGGUAUGAAUGUCCCUGCAAAAUGGUAGAAUACACUCUGGAUGACGUAUUUUCCCAAGGUCAUGGUGGAGAUGCUGCUGCCUUUGAAGUGUGCACGGCUAAAUUAAAUGGAGAACACCCUCUUAUUCCUGCCAUCUACCUCCCUGCUGUAGUUCCCAAGUCCUGCCUUGUAUUAGAAGUAUUCUCCAAUCCAGUUUCAUGUGCUAAAAUACUGGAUAAAUGUCAUUAGUGUUUAGAAACUGCUAGUCAGCUGUAAGGAGAAGAACACAUGCCUUUGAGUCAAGGUUUCGGGCUUUUUGCAAAUUCAGAGUAAAGCAUGCCUUUGGCUUGCAGUCACAAGGACUGAUGGGUACACAAUGAAGCUUCAGUUGUCAGGGUUUAAAUGGACAAAAGGGAGUGCUUUCUCACGCAGUGCAAAGUCAAGCUGAGGAAUUCAUUGCUAAAGGAUGUUUUGGGGAACAAAGUAUAAAUGAAUUUUUAAAGGGGGCUAGUUAAGCGAUGGUUUAAUAUGUCCACUAAUUCAGGGAGACUUAAAGUUGCUUAAACAGGAAAAGUAUGCCAAAGAAUGAUUACUUUUCCUGGUGCUCUGUCUCUUUGAGAAUAUGCUAGUAUACAAUGGAGGAAAUAAUGCUGGGCCAGGUGGAAUGCUGGUCUGAUCUUGUGGAGUUCAUUUUCCUCCACCAGUUGCAGACUAGACUAAUUUUAAAGGCAAUCUCAAAUUUAUUUAUCAGUAAAGCUAUGUCCGCAUGUACAAUAUGCAUAUACUCUGUGGCAUAAUUCCUUAAAUGCUGCAUCCCCUGCAGUGGUGGGCCUCUCAAAGGACAGCUAUAGUAUUCUGGCUUCAACUUCCUUUACAUGUUGUCUUGCAUGGUGCAGAAAAAGUCAAGACAGUUCUAUUAAACGUCAUUGCACAUGGGCAAUUUGCCUUGUUUUCUGAUGCUUAUGGAAACAUAAUCAUGGAUUACUUAAAUCUGGAAUGGAAUAUAGCAUUUCUGCUUUCCAGCCAAAUGAUGCAGGACAAAAAAUUUCUGAUGUACUCUUCUACACAUGUGAACCACUCAGUGGAAAAAAAUAAAUGGGCUACCACAGGCUAGAGAGCCUCAUCAAUUAAAUCAAUAAUGCAUUUACCUGUAUAAUUAAAAUGUAGGUCAAUGUGUUUAACUGACUUCAUAAUUUCCAAAUACUAGAACUCGUAAACUUUUUAACGCACCUUGUCUCUCCCCUUCCCCCCCACGCCCCUGUGUUAGAAGUGCUAUGAGGUGGUUGUGGAAAAGACCUCUUUCUUCAGUAGAAGCAUCCCUAACUGAAUGUAAUUAAACACAAGCCUGAUCUGUGAGUCCUUGCUGUUUGCAGAAGCACUCAGACUCAGUCAUGCUACUGUAUAAAGGUGACUGCACCUUCUGGAGUAACUGCUCCUGGUUUCUACAGAGAACUCUCAUGCACAUUUAAUAAGUGUCUUUAUUUAGGGAAAAUGGAGUAGGGAACGGACACAGAGUUUUUUACUGAGAUGUCAGUACCUAAAACCCAUCAACAUAAUCUUUGUAGCACUAAUGUAAUGAUGCUAUCAAGAGCAGCAGAGAAUCUGGGCCAUUUUGCUUAAUAGAAAUCUCGUAACUUUAUUCAGUUACUGUUAUAGAGUAUCUAGAUCCUUAAGAUAGAAUUGGACACAGAUUGCAGAAAACAAGUCUUUACCAAGAGUCCAGCUUAACUGCAAUGUUGUUAGAGUGAUUGAAACAUUGAACUCCCACAGCAAUGCCUGGCCUCUCCAUGCUCUGUCUAUAAAGGAAAAUUGUAAAAUAAUGAGAUUUUAAUGGAAACAGUAAAUCAUUAAAAUGUUUUAAUAGGUGUUUUUUCUCUUGACAAGCUGAUGAAUUUGGAAAAUAGUGUGAGGUAUAUAAAGCAGGUACUCCAAGGAAAAAGAAUGAAAACUUAAACAUACAAAUUUUGUUGGUUUUUUUUCUUUAUCUGCAAGGCUUUUGGUAGUCCCUGCUUCCCACUAGGGAAUUAGAAGUGCAGAGUAUUCAUAAUGCAAGCUAGUAUUACACUAGUAUUCCUGGUGGGAAGGGCCAGUAAAAACAGACACUUCUGAUUAGAUUUUACAACAUCUGUCUUCUCUGGAAAUAGCUGAAGCAGUGAUGUAUUAUGUAAAUGCAUUCUUACAUGUUAAUUAUAAACUUUACAGGCUCUUUUUUUCCUGUCUUUGCGUGAUCUGCUUUUCUCAGUGUCCUGUGCUCCACACUGUCAUCCUUCCUACUGCUGCUUAUCACUCCCAUGUGCCCGACUCUAUUGCUUGCUCUUUAUUCUUGGAACAGUUCCUGUUUUCAGAACUUCCUCCCUCCUUUCAGCCUCCUAGGAUUAACCUCCCUCACCUCCUGUUAUUCCUGGUAUUUUUGUUUUUUUAUUGUAUCUGUCAAAGUUCAAGCGUAAACUCCUUGUGGCAGAGCUCUGUCAUUUUAUGUGUUUGUAAGGUAAUGUGCAUUCUUACAGUACUAUCUAAAAAUAAAUGUGGUAUUAAAUUAAUCAUUAGAUUUCCUUUGGAGGCUGAACACAAUAAAGGUAUUGCUUGUUUUGUAA